AUGGAAACCGCCAAGAACGCCGCAAACUACGUCUCCGAGUCCGUUCAGGGCGCCACCAACCAGGGUGCGAAGGAGGCCAACAAGAACGUCGCCAAGGACUCUGACACCAGCCUUGGUACUCGCGCAAGCGCAGCCAAGGACGCCGCUGUCAACAAGAAAGACGAGACGGUGCACAACACCAAGGCCGACACCAACAAGGAGGCUGCGAAGCACUGA
This is a messenger RNA of Penicillium cinerascens, 216 nucleotides long. RefSeq names its product Glucose-repressible protein. The coding region runs from base 1 to 216 and encodes 71 amino acids. The transcript has 3 exons. The record is from RefSeq and is a predicted model, not a curated record. Lineage: Eukaryota; Fungi; Ascomycota; Eurotiomycetes; Eurotiales; Aspergillaceae.